Messenger RNA from Trachemys scripta elegans, 1226 nucleotides. RefSeq names its product coiled-coil domain containing 190 (gene CCDC190). The transcript is spliced from 4 exons. The record is from RefSeq and is a predicted model, not a curated record. Bases 1 to 1056 code for a protein of 351 amino acids. NCBI's taxonomy places the organism in Eukaryota, Metazoa, Chordata, Testudines, Emydidae.
AUGGCAGAGGGAGACCCAUCCAAGCGCUGGGAGCUGGAGAGACAGGAAGUCAAGCGGGCUGAAGCCCGGCUCAGCCAUGGGCUGCAGGACUUAGAGGAAGCACGAUUCUACCAAAUGAAUUCAAUGAUCAAAGAGCAGAGGCAGAUCCAGAAGGAGCUACAGAAACUGCAACAAGAUGAGGCUCCUUUCCCAUCUCCUCCAAAUAAAGCCCCCAGCCCAGCACCAGUAACAAAGAAACCCUCCAAAAUUAGACAUGCAGUUUCGGGCAUGUCGCCAGACCAAGUGAAACCAGGGGUGUGGGGGGUUGGUGGUAACAGCAAUUCCCGGAAGAAGGCCCAUGUGACUCUCGGGGACCUCUCCCAGGAGGUUGGUAAAAGGUCAGCUCUGCCCAUGCUCCCAACUUCGUCAGGGCAGCAGCACAGCAAGAGACGAGUGGAGCAACUGAGAGCACCGAGAAGUACUUUGCCCAAGAUGGAGGGACCCAGACAGGCAGCCCAAUCACCCUUGCAGCAUCAGACAUGCGACCAUGAUGUCCUGGAUAAUGCGGGGCAGGAGUCCUCUGGAAGGCAUGGGUCAACUUCAACAUGCACCCAGACCAAAGCUGCAAGCUCCAUCACAGACAUCAGCCUGUCAGACCUCCGGCAUUCCAUCGCUAGGCGGCUGAGCACCUCUGCCAAUCCGGCAGAGCACGAAGAAACCAACAGCCAAGGAGAGCUGGGUACAGGCCCCACAGUGCUGCCCUGUGGACAGACAGAGGCCAGCGAUGUGGAUGGCAGUGACACCAUGCCCAAGCCCACUAGCUGCACAGAGAGAAAGAAGCCUUCCCUUGGCCACGAGAAGCUAAGUUCUGAUACAGAUCCAUAUGCCUCAGACAGAAGCCACCUCAGACCCAUGCACAGCAGGCCUGGGUUUCUGGAGUUGUAUGCUGAAGCCAGGAAGGCCCGGUAUAUCCGGCACAAGGGCAUUCCAGCCUCAGAGAAGGAACUCAGCCUGCAAGAGAUCUUUGGGCAUGAAAACAGCUUAGACUCCAGCCCCCCAGGAGCAGCACAACCCUGAAUGAUGGCUCCUUCCCCUAAGGGAGGCUUGUGAGGGUCAGCCACAGGAAAAGGUGGUCUGCCCUGCUGUCUGGAACAGCCAGCUAGCCGGGGUUAUAAAGUCGUAGAUUGUAAGUGUUAGGGGGCUUAUUCCUUCACCCGCUCACUUCCCUGGUCCUUCUCGCAUGAACA